AACAAGAAUGUUCCACUUCCGAACAGCUGGUCAAAUUUCUUAGCUUUACCGGAAAACAAGGCAAACUUGGCCAAAUUUCUGUCCGAACAUUUAAUUGCAAAUGCACCUCAAGAAAAAGUCAUUGUUGUUGCAGGUGGAUUUUCCGACGGAAAAGAAGCACAAUCGUCAAGCCAAUUGGUUGAUCCUUCUCUUUUGUGCGCAGAUCACGAAGAAGCUGAUACAAGACUGGUUCUACAUGCUAUCGUCAACAGUUGUGACACGGUUGUUGUGUCUGCCAGAGAUACUGACGUACUGUUACUUCUUGUGGCGCAUUUGCCAAGUAUGCCUUCUCCAAAUGUGUGGAUGAUGGCAGGAACAGCGGCCAGGCGCAAGUUUUUUAACAUCAGGGCGAUAAGCGAGAAUCUUCCCGCGGGAUCACUAUCAGCGCUCCUCCCUUUCCAUGCGCUGACUGGUUGUGACACAACGUCAUAUAUCUCCAACCACUCCAAAGUGUCAGCGUGGAAGACAUUUGAAGACAAACAUUACCUUCUAGCGUCGCUAGGUGAAGGAGAACUAUAGGCCAACAAAGUCAGGGAUGCCGAAAUGUUCAUCUGUGCGAUUUACAACUGCGGGCACAUGGAAUCAGUGAAUGAUGCGCGAGUUCUUCUCUUUUCGAAGACAAAGAAGCCUGAAGCGUUGCCUCCGACCAAGGAAGCACUGGAAUUGCAUAUCAAGCGCGUGCACUAUCAAUCACUCGUGUGGAAACAAGCUUCAUGCCAGGAUACUAUCCUGCCAAACCCGGACGGAAUGGGAUGGAAGAGAGAAAGCGAAGGCGGCAGUAAACUCGUCCCUCUCCUUAUGACAAAGGAACCCAUUCCGAACGCAUGCAAGGAAAUUAUAUCCUGCUCUUGUAAAAGUGGCUGCACGACAUUACGCUGUGGCUGCAAGAAAGCAAAGUUGUUCUGUACUGGCGUCUGCGGCUGCUCUAUGGACGAAAAAAUUUCCUGCAAGAACAAAUGCGAUAAGUGAACAGAACAGUGAGGUAUGAUCAGAAUUUAGAAUACGCGGUAAGUAUAUUAGGGAGCUUGCCAUGCACUGUGUCAUAUAAUUAACUCUGAUAAUGAGCAUUUAUUGAAUUUUUUUGAACAUUUUUGCCAACAUAAAGGUGAAAGAUAUUUGUGAUUGAAAAUGGCUUAAACAUGCUAUAAUUGGAUGAGUAACAAAUCUAAAAUAUUUAUUUCUCUUGAAUCUAUAUGUGCUGUGACGUCAUUCCUCAGUAACGAACCGUGAGAUUGCAAUCGACGAUUAUAAGAUCCACAGACUUGACCGGUUACACAAGAAAGGUGGAGGUGUCUGUGCUUAUAUCAAGAAGAAUAUUAUAGCAACUGUCUUAAAAGAUUUAUCGAAGGUGUCAGUCUCUCACUUUCAUCAACUAUGGAUAAAUCUACAAUGCCAAAAAACAAAUCAAUAAUAAUUUGUGUAACUUACCGACACUUCUCUAAAUUGUUUCGAAGAUUUACUUAAGCCAAAUUAUGUUCAAGCUUUAACUUUGAAUAAACAGAUUUUAGUGCUCGGUGACUUAAAUUGUAACAUGCUAGAAAACGGCCAAGAGAGGAGAGCGCUAACAAAUAUUUCUACAGAAUUAAAUCUCACACAGAUUAUUAAAACUCCAACUAGAAUCACGGCGACGUCCCAAACGCUUAUUGAUGUUAUUCUAGUCUCAUCCACAGCACUUGUUCUUAAGAGUGGUGUUAUUAACACUUCUAUCAGUGACCACUUACCAGUGUACGUCCUACUAAAGUUAAAGGCCCCAAAGAUGGCAGCAUGUUACAUUACAACUAGGAGUUAUAAAAACUAUAAUCCCUCACUAUUUUCCUCUGACCUUGUCACUAAAUCGGAUCGUCUGUUAUCCAUAUUAUCCAACACCAACGUUAAUACAAUACUCGAAACCUUCAAAGAUGUUCUUCACUCAACUCUCGACGUGCAUGCACCGUUAAAAACCUUCAAAAUUCGAAAUCGAUCAUGUCCAUAUGUCACCAAUGAAAUAAAAGAACUCAUGAAGUCUCGGGACCUACACCUCCGUCGGUUUCAACUGACACGUGAUGAAGGUGAUUGGGUAGUUUACAAAGAAUAUCGUAAUAACGUAAAAACCAAAAUUAAAGCCGCAGCGAAGGACCACACCUUCAACGAAGUAAGAGAACAUAAACACAAUUCGAGAUCCCUAUGGAAAAUAAUUAAUAAUAUAAUUCCCUCGAAGGAAAAGGAAACACAAGUUUAUAGUAAAGAUCCAAAAACAGUUGCAGAAGAUUUCAACCUUUUUUUUACUUCUGUGGGACGGAACGCUGCUGCGACAGCCGAAAGUUUAGCCAAAGACAACAAUGUUGCACUGUCAAAUCCUCUGUCAAAUGUAAUCACUUAUCCAUCUGAUCAACUGUUCAAUUUCCAAUCCGUUACUUGUACAGAGGUUCAACGCAUUAUCAUGGCUAUGCCAAGUAAUAAGUCACCAGGACCAGAUAAAAUAGGCAUGCGUGCCAUCAAAGACUGUCUUCCAAUUAUACUGGGUCCUCUUACGCAUAUGAUAAAUUGCUCUCUAAUGACAAGCACAUUCCCUGACCUAUGGAAGAUUUCUGAAGUUAUACCCCUACUAAAAGAAGGAGACCACGAGAUAGCCUCAAACAAUCGGCCUCUCUCACUACUCGAGGUAGUUUCAAAAGUUUGUGAAAAAGUUGUUCUAAAUCAAUUUAGCUCCUACCUCAAAGAAUUUAAUCGCAUAUCGUCACAUCAAAGCGGGAAUAGGCGUCUUCACUCCACCGAAACCUUAAACAUAUUUGUUACCGAUACGAUGUUGGAAGCCAUAGACAACAAAAAUCUAACGGCACUAAUUUUAUUGGAUUUAUCCAAGGCAUUUGACAGUGUCAGUCAUUCGAUUUUAUUACACAAAUUGAGUUGUAUCGGUGCUUCACCCGAAGCUGUUAAAUGGUUCCGAGACUAUUUAACAGGCAGAUCCCAAUACGUGCGCAUUGGAUCCACCAAGUCAUCAGCUCGCCCAAUAACCCAUGGCGUUCCACAAGGUGCAAUACUAUCACCACUUCUGUUUUGCAUCUAUAUUAAUGAUCUGCCAGGUAGCAUACAAUCGUGUAACCUUGACUUAACGACUCAAAGCUUUACAAAUCAUUCU
Molecule: messenger RNA, 3157 nt
Organism: Paramuricea clavata
Lineage: Eukaryota; Metazoa; Cnidaria; Anthozoa; Malacalcyonacea; Plexauridae
Source: the annotation of a GenBank genome assembly